This is a messenger RNA of Lotus japonicus, 2286 nucleotides long. RefSeq names its product MACPF domain-containing protein CAD1-like. Gene Ontology annotation, biological process: plant-type hypersensitive response; regulation of salicylic acid mediated signaling pathway. Lineage: Eukaryota; Viridiplantae; Streptophyta; Magnoliopsida; Fabales; Fabaceae. The transcript is spliced from 7 exons. Gene Ontology annotation, cellular component: plasma membrane. The record is from RefSeq and is a predicted model, not a curated record. The coding region runs from base 372 to 2126 and encodes 584 amino acids.
AUGCUUUCUUUAGACAAACAAAAGCAUUCAUCAAUGCCCGCACACAACACUCGGAGUCUCCCAAGGUAGAAUCAACAACAAGACAAGACUCAACUGUUCGAGUACGAUAAUGUCAAGGUAGAAGAUACAGAGAAAAAACACUGAGAGAGUGUUUGUUUUUGGUUAAUCGCUCUGAGAUCCAACCCCAAAAUGGGUUGUUCUUGAUUUUCACUGGGAGAGAUGGGUUUGAUUUGAUGAAAUAAUUCACAUGCCCACAUAGCUUAGAGGUUAAAUUUGUAUGAUUUUCUUUGGGUUUGUGUGAUUUUUGCAUGUGGGUCGUUUCAAUUCCCUUCAAUUGGUGAGAUAAUUAGCUUAGAAGUGUUUUUUCUUUUAUGGCGGAGCAUGUAGCAGCCUUGCACACUGCUACUAAUGCUUUGCAAGCGUUAGGAAGGGGGUUUGAUGUGAACUUCGAUACAAGAUUGCUUUAUUGCAAAGGAGUUUCAGGGUCUAGGUUAGUUGAGAUUGAUGAAGAACACCCGAGGGACUUGUGCUUGUACGAGGAUGUGGUUGUUCCUAACGUGUCCAGAGAUAUUGGAAGCUCUCCGGAGUCCAAUGAGCGUCAGAGUUCUGGGGUUUGCAGUUUCCAAGAGAUGGUUGAAUAUUUUAAUCGUAAGGCAAAUAUAUCAGGGAGCUAUCCUCUUGGGAGCUUUAACUCAGCAUUUAGCUUCACUGGUUCAAAAUAUGUUGAUGAUGUAGCCACAAAAACCUUGUCUUCAGAUGGGUUUUUCAUUCCGCUUGCAAAGCUUCAGCUCAAUAAACCCCGCUUACUGUUGCAAGAAAAUGUCAAAAGGGCUAUCCCAGUCAAUUGGGAUCCACCAUCCUUGGCAAGCUUUAUUGAAAAUUUUGGGACACAUGUCAUUACUUCAAUAACUAUUGGUGGUAAAGAUGUUAUUUACGUCAAACAACACAAUACUUCACCUUUGUCAAGGUUGGAGAUGAAAAACUACAUUCGGGAUAUUGGGAAUCAGAGGUUUUCUGACAUCAAUAGCCAUACAAGCUUAGGUCAAACAAAAUCCAAGGAUAAGGGUGUUGAUCCGUUUUCAUUCAAUAGUCAAGGGAUUUACCCUCAACCCACAACAGCAACAUAUCCUACUGGGAAAGAAGAUGUCACAGUCAUUUUUAGGAGGAGAGGAGGAGAUGAUUUGGAACAAAACCACAGUAUAUGGAUAAAUACAGUCAAGUCCUCCCCAGAUAUAAUUGAGAUGACUUUCUGUCCAAUAACAGAUCUCCUAGAUGAAGUACCUGGCAAAGAGCAUUUGACUCAUGCCAUUGGUCUUUAUCUUGAAUAUAAACCUCCAAUUGAAGAACUUAGAUAUUUCCUAGAGUUUCAGAUUCCUCGUGUUUGGGCUCCUAUGCACGACAGGAUACCUGGUCAGCAAAGGAAGGAACCUGUGUGCCCAUCUUUGCAGUUUAGUAUAAUGGGCCAGAAACUUUACGUCAGUCAAGAACAGAUUACAGUUGGACGUAGGCCAGUAACUGGCAUACGUCUUUGUCUAGAAGGAAGCAAGCAUAAUCGAUUGAGUGUUCAUCUUCAACACUUGGUAUCCCUUCCAAAAAUCCUUCAGCCAUAUUGGGACAGCCAUGUAGCUAUUGGCGCUCCCAAGUGGCAGGGACCUGAGGAACAAGACAGUCGGUGGUUUGAGCCUGUUAAGUGGAAGAAUUUUUCUCAUGUGAGCACCGCACCUGUCGAGAACCCUGAAACGUUCAUAGCAGACUUCUCCGGUGUCUGCGUAGUCACGGGAGCGCAGCUUGGAGUUUGGGAUUUCGGAUCACGGAAUGUACUGUACAUGAAGCUCUUGUACUCAAGGUUACCUGGCUGCACAAUCCGAAGAUCACUGUGGGAUCACAUCCCAAACAAGCCACUCAAAACGGUGAGUGUGGGGAACACUUCCAACCCAGAUGAAUCGAGCAUUAGUUCUAGAGAAAACACCACCACAGGGAACAAAUUGGUUAAGUAUGUUGACUUGUCUGAAAUGAGCAAAGGACCGCAAGAUCCUCCUGGCCAUUGGUUAGUAACUGGUGGAAAGCUUGGUGUUGAAAAAGGGAAGAUUGUUUUGAGACUGAAAUAUUCAUUGCUUAAUUACUGAUUUCACUGUCCAAGUUUGUUGUAUAUGGGGAUGUUCAGUGAUGGCUUGUGUUAGUGGAGGCAGUGUUUUAGGUGCUCUUAUUAUAACUUGCCCUUGUAGUCCAUGUGAAAACGUUUUUUUAGCUUGAUGACCUGAAUUGAAUAGGAAGGUUUUACUUUAA